AUGUAUAUAUCUAAGAAGGCUCUGAAAAAUAAUUUUGAUCCCCGUAAGACUCCAAGGGACGCGUACCUACUAUGCAGACUGCAGUGGGGUAAGACUGGCAAGCCUUGGAUACACUGGGUCAAAAAUGAGCCUUACUCAGUUCAUGCUGAGAUCUACUUCCUGGAGAAGAUCUUACAUGUGAAGAAAUACCGUAAUGAUGUCAACUGUUCCAUCACCUGGUACUUGUCCUGGAGUCCCUGUGCGAACUGCUGCUAUGAAAUAGUGGAUUUCUUACAGAGGCACUCAUAUGUGAACAUAAAGAUAUUUGUGGCACGGCUUUAUUACAUAGACAGAGAAAGAAACCGCCAAGGUCUGAGGGAUCUUAUGAACUCGGCAGGAGUAACCAUUGAUGUCAUGGACAUUGAAGGCAAGGUUUCCCAUGCUUUCUGGGUCUGGGAAGGGGUGAACUGGUGA
This is a messenger RNA of Mesitornis unicolor (brown roatelo), 453 nucleotides long. Its product is annotated as C->U-editing enzyme APOBEC-1-like. Lineage: Eukaryota; Metazoa; Chordata; Aves; Mesitornithiformes; Mesitornithidae. Bases 1 to 453 code for a protein of 150 amino acids. The transcript has a single exon. Gene Ontology annotation, cellular component: cytoplasm; nucleus. The record is from RefSeq and is a predicted model, not a curated record. Gene Ontology annotation, biological process: cytidine to uridine editing. Gene Ontology annotation, molecular function: zinc ion binding; RNA binding; cytidine deaminase activity.